GCUCGAUCGACCAAAAAACGGUCUUAACAGAGGCGUACAGCGAAGACUGAGCCUGGCUGCGCCUCUCACGAACGCUCUGAGUAAGCAGACAUCGCUGCUGCACACGUCGAGGUCGCCGCGAACGUCUGUGGAGUAUCAGCCCUACCCUGCUCACAGAUAAUUCCACAGCGCCGCCGUCGGGAACAAGCCGUCGACGCGGCAAAGAUGCCGGGACAAGACCGCUACCGCAGCGUCCGCGGCCGCUACCGCCCGUGCUGCGGCGGGCGCUGUUUACUAGCAAGGCCGCGCAGCGGCGACGACGCGUCCGGCGCUUCUGUAACAAUGAUCCUCGUGCCCACCGCUUCAUUCUUCUACCUGCUCCCUCGUAAACAAUCAUCGAUCCUCCCCGCAUGCUUGGCACUACUGUGCUUGACCCUAUCUCUAGCAUCAUUGGUAGCGGCCAUGGUCACCGAGCCCGGCAUCCUGCCGGCGGCGCCGCCCGACGAACCCCGGGAAGAAACGAAGCAAGCGCGGCGCAAGAUCACGCACGUCGUCAUACGGGGCCACCGCAUCAAGCUCCAGGAAAGGCGCGCGAAGUACACGCGGCACACGGAUUCAGUAGUGGAACGCUUCGAUCACCAUUGCCCCUGGGUCGGCAACGCGGUCGGGCUGCGGAACUAUUACUAUUUCGUGGCUUUUGUGUUUUGGACGACUUCAUUGGCAUUGGUUGUGGGUCUGAAGAGCGGUCUUAGACUAUACACGUUGUCAAAAUCAAAACAUUACCUCGAUCGCGUCGAGCCGUGGCACGUUAUUGGAUUGGCGUCGUUGACGGCUUAUUGUGUGGUGAUCUUUCUGCUGGUCGGUGGUUUGUUCGCGUAUCACUUUACGCUUAUCUCGCGGAAUUUAACGACGAACGAAGACCUGCGGGCGACGUAUCCCUCUCGAAGGAGCAACCCUCAUGAUCGUGGGUGUGUACAGAACUGGCGCGCAUGCCUAUUUGGGAAGACGCCGCCGUCCUACGUGCUCCAACUGGACCGGGAGGAGCUGCUCGGGGACGUCGAGCUCGCGCGGAGGGGAGAAGUCGAGGACGAGUUCCGGGACGCGAAGGACGUUGUCUAAUUUUGUCUUAACUGU
Messenger RNA from Pelagomonas calceolata, 1113 nucleotides. The record is from the annotation of a GenBank genome assembly. Lineage: Eukaryota; Pelagophyceae; Pelagomonadales; Pelagomonadaceae.